CCCACCGCCAGCAGAGAGGGAAGAGGGCUGAGCCUUGAAGCUGCUGGGGGAACUUGAAGAGAGCAGGGGGAGGAGGAGAAGAAGGAUUGAUAUAUCAAGAGCGGCUGUCGAUGCGCAGCGCUAUUCUCACUCACUCCAAGUCUUUGAACCAAGAGCGAUAAAGGGGAGCGGGCUUUCCAUUCAUUUCAAGCGCAGGCAACUUUUCUUUCUUGAGUCCGUGGCGCGGGUCCGUUCACCAGAUAUUACGCAUAUAUAUUUUUUUUUACAUUUUUGUUUUGUAAAAGUGAAAUACGAGACAACGAGACAUCUGCACAUCUGAAACUUUACGAGACCUCCGAGUUGGGAAGUUUGUUUCCCGUUGAAUUGCAUGACAUUUCUUUGAAGGACUUGAGAGCCUGACAGUUUCUUCACCUAACGCGCGGUGUGGGAUUUUUGAGUUGAAACGGGGAGUUCUCAAAUGCAAAAGUACAUGUAUGAGAAAGCAAUGGCCCAAGAGACAAGGAACGGAGGAACCUCUACGUUAAACAACAACAAUGGUGUCGACAACAGUAAGAAGAAACUGCUAAUAGCUCUCGACAUCUUCUGUCUUCUACUUGCUAUGCUGCCCAGCUUGGUUCUGCACCGUACCUCUAUUCGUCCAUACCAGAGGGGUCUCUACUGCAGUGACUCCAGCCUGAGCUACCCCUACAAGAAAAGCACCGUCCCCUCCUCAGUGCUCACUUCUGUUGGGUUGACACUGCCUGCGGUGUCCAUUGUGAUUGGAGAAUGCUUCAGGAUUCACCAACUACAUGAGGGAACCAAGUCUUUCGUAGGGAAUCCCUAUGUCGCAGCCCUCUACAAACAGAUGGGUGUGUUUCUCUUUGGAUGUGCCGUCAGCCAGUCGUUCACAGACAUUGCCAAGGUGUCGGUGGGUCGUAUGAGACCCCACUUCUUAGCUGUGUGUAAACCAGAUUUCUCCACCAUUGACUGUUCACUGGGAUACAUUACCAACUAUAACUGCACUGGUGAAGAGAGCGAUGUACAGGAGGCCAGGAAAUCCUUCUUCUCAGGACAUGCCUCUUUUUCAAUGUUUACCAUGCUCUACCUGGCUUUCUAUCUCCAGUCCAGGUUUACAUGGCGCGGCGCUCGUCUCCUCCGCCCGCUGCUCCAGUUCACCCUGUUGAUGAUGGCCUUUUACACCGGCCUAUCACGUGUCUCCGACCACAAGCACCACCCGACUGAUGUCCUGGCAGGCUUUGUGCAGGGAGCCCUGGUGGCCUACUGCAUAGUGUUCUACGUGUCAGACCUGUUCAAGCCCAGGGUGAAACCGGCCACGCCCCCGCCCUCCCCCAUCAAGAAGGAGCUGCUCCCUUCAUCCGACAUCAUUGACAGGAACAACCACCACAACAUGGUGUGAGAGAGGCUGUGACUGAGGAGCCAAUCACAGCGCUGCUCACCUCCCAUCGGACAGUAGAAUGUAGCGACGAGAGACUGUAGCUGCUUCUCAAAUGGCAUCCUCCAUCCCUUUUGCUGUGCCCAGCGAGGCACUUUGUGGAUUAGGGUGUCAUAUUUGAGAUUUGCACAGCAGAGUCCACUCUCACUAUCCAGACUUAUUAUUUACUAUUAUGUUAACUACUAAUCAACAUUUGAGCCCAUCAUUUUGAGCACAAACAGAAAAGAAUUGGAAGCUAAAAGACAAAAUGAAUUAAGAAAUUGAUGACUUGACAGGCAGAGCUGAGGGUGUGGAGGUUUGAUGGAAGUGUAACCACAUAAAGGGAAAACACGUUUGAAGAAAAACUAAUGAAGAAAAGAGACAAAAAGAAAUUUAAAAAAAGACAAACCCCCUGCCUAGGGAGAGAGGGAUUUCCAGUGAUGCUUCCUCUCUGAACUCUCUGUGGCCUUGGAUUGCCGUAGGACAACAACUUCCUUAGCUAUGGGAAGGAUAUUACUGCAAUAACUAGCAGCAUAGAAAUAUUAACAGUAUAGAAAAAUAUAACUUAUAGCACUGUUUUUAAGUUCAUUGUCCAUUAUCACCACUUGCUGCCUGAGUUGUCUAACUGGAAAAAAACUUGAUGAUGCUGACAUCCAUGAGACAGAAAUAUGAACAGAAGUCGACUGAGCCUGGUGUGGUGGUUUCACAAGACUUUAUACACAGACAGGAUGAAGUUAGCAUAGCAUGGCUUUAAUAACAAUAACCCUGCACUAGGCCACUGUAGGGAUCAUAUACUGAUCUUCUUAGGCCUUUAUAACAGGUUUCAGAUCAGUCCUUUGGCUGUCCUUCAACCCUUUUUGACUGAUUGGCAAGACAUCAGUAACCCAAUAAACUGUGUCUUUAACAGUAGGAAGUGAAGCCCUCCACCCUCAUAUACAUCUGUCUUCAGAUCAGCACAUCAAGCUUUCUGUAGUGGACUUUCAGAGCGGCCCAAACGGGAUGUUGUAUUUCUUGAGGGUUAGUUGUAGUAAAGGUAAAUUUUCUGUGGAAGGAGGGAGGCAGAUCUCACAGCCUCCUAGCACCGGUAUAAGAGGCGUGGCUGUGCCAUGCCACUUCCUGGUGUUGGGGCCAUCUGUUUGGCUUCCUAAACAGGAAGGGGAUGGGUUGGCAGAGUGAAGGGGUGCGGUCUGUCACCAUGGAAAGAGGGUGAUGAUUUACAGCUAAGCUGGCACAUUAUUUUGGGAUGAUUUGGGCUCUUUCUGCUGGCAGCAAGAGGCUCUCACCCACCCAAUCACUCAUUGGCAAUGGAUGUUUGUCGGUCAGUGUGUGUGUGUUUGUAUGUGUCCUGUGCACUCUUGUGCUUGCGUGUGUGUGAAUGUGUGUGUACAUGUGUAUGAGUGCUGUGCCCUUUGAAAAGGAAGUCCCUCUUGAUAAACUCUGUGUGUGUCAAGUGAAACACAUACGCUGUUAGCUGUGCCAAGUGUGUGUGUAUGUGUGUGUGUGUGUGUGUGCCACUGUGUGUCAGAGAGCGAGAGAGCAGGUGAACGUUAUAAAAACUGUGGAUCUAAUAUUUUUAUUCUCUACUAAGGAGCAUCUUUAACCUUGUAUGUUUAUAGCCUGUCCUGUAUAACCACUAACAGUUGUACAGUACAGAUAAAGAAGCCCUUUUUAUUUACAGCCUACUCAGAUAUCCUUUUCCAACAACACACUCCGCCAUGUUGCACAUCUUUCUCAUCGUAUAGUCCGUCCUAUCAUUUCACAAAGCCGUUUUCACUCUCUUUUUAUAAAUAUAUAAAUAAUGUAUAGAUCACUAAAAUUAACUCUGUAAGAUAUUGUUUCUUAACAUGUUUAGAUAUAUCCACUAUGAUUACAGACCUGUGUUCUUUACAAAAUGCUGCUUAAAAAGCAUCGAUUGACAGAUUUUUGUAUCUAGAUAACUAAACUAUUGUAGAUUGUAAUAGUUACGUUUGUAAAAUGCAUUUAAAAAAAUACGCCCACAAUUGUAUUAAAAUUCAAUAUUAGUAUUUUUGUAUUGUCCUGUUUUUUUGUACAAAAGACAUAGUUGCAAUGGUGUUUUUUCCUGCUAAAUGUACUUAGCUCUAAUACAUGUGCUUUUAAAUAAAAAGCUCAUUAUGAACUUUA
Siniperca chuatsi (mandarin fish) is the source of this 3553-nucleotide messenger RNA. RefSeq names its product phospholipid phosphatase 3 (gene plpp3). NCBI's taxonomy places the organism in Eukaryota, Metazoa, Chordata, Actinopteri, Centrarchiformes, Sinipercidae. Gene Ontology annotation, molecular function: phosphatidate phosphatase activity. The record is from RefSeq and is a predicted model, not a curated record. Gene Ontology annotation, biological process: canonical Wnt signaling pathway; phospholipid metabolic process; phospholipid dephosphorylation. Bases 458 to 1396 code for a protein of 312 amino acids. The transcript is spliced from 7 exons.